UCAGACACUAAAAUAAAGAUCAGAGACAAUGCUUAAAAUGGAGUGAAUGCCAGUGUUAACCAAAGCUGUAAACGUUUUUUAAAGAGCCACUAGUAGGAGAAGACGGCUGCAGAUGCACAAGGCUAGCACAGCAUCGGGCUAGCCGCUAGCGGCUAAUGGGCUAACAGCUACUAGCUUAGCUGCAGCGAAGCUCGCGAAGUGACGAUGAGUGGUCAUGGAGUCCGGAGAUGAUGAUGAGGUUUUUGCUGAUGGUCAAACUGUUCACGCACUUCUCGCUAGUGUCUGUGCCUCCGAGUCCAGAGAUGAGCGGUCCUGUGUGUCUCCAGAGAACAUGGAUGUAGACGAGGAUGGCUUGUUUAAACACUCUACCACUCUGACCAACAAGCAGCGUGGGAAUGAGGUUACAGUGCGUCCAGCCACAUUAGACUCUCUGUCCAUUCACCAACUGGCAGCUCAAGGCGAGGUUUCCCAAGUGGCUGCACAUCUCAGUAAAGACAGUUCACUGCUCAGCAAACAGGAUGAACGGGGCUUCACUCCGCUCAUGUGGGCAGCAGCGUUUGGAGAGAAAGCAGUGGUGGAUUUUCUCUUGGAAAAGGGUGCAGACCCUAAAACAAUUGCGAGGGAGCGGGAGAGCGCCCUGACCCUGGCCAGCUCUGGAGGUUAUGUGGACAUUGUUGAGUCUCUUCUCAGACAUGGGGUAGACAUUAACACCUAUGACUGGAAUGGUGGAACUCCUCUUCUUUAUGCCGUACGAGGGAACCACCUCAAAUGUGUUGAGGCACUAUUAGCCAAAGGAGCAGACAUGACUAUUGAGUCAGACUCUGGAUACAGUCCAAUGGCUUUAGCUGUUGCCCUUGGACACAAAAAGAUUCAAAAACUUUUGGAGGAUCAUAUUCUGAAACUGUACAAGCCAACGCCACCAUCAUGACGCCAGUCAAAAUGGAUAACUGGAAGAGUGUGUGUUUUUAAGUUUGUCAGAUUUACACCUAGCUACUACUGCAGGUUAGAUUACUAAUACCUUUGUCACAUAUCAAUUCACAUUUGUUCAUUCAUAGACAGAUUCAAUUUUUGGUAUUGUGUAAAUUUUUUGUUUAAAAGUAAAAACUGUAAACACGUUAAAAUAAAAAAGUAUUUUUA
Molecule: messenger RNA, 1137 nt
Organism: Betta splendens (Siamese fighting fish)
Lineage: Eukaryota; Metazoa; Chordata; Actinopteri; Anabantiformes; Osphronemidae
Gene: rfxank
Product: regulatory factor X-associated ankyrin-containing protein
Exons: 9
Coding region: 215-928 (237 amino acids)
Biological process (GO): regulation of transcription by RNA polymerase II
Cellular component (GO): nucleus
Molecular function (GO): protein binding
Source: RefSeq, a predicted model, not a curated record